Molecule: messenger RNA, 5866 nt
Organism: Haliotis rufescens (red abalone)
Lineage: Eukaryota; Metazoa; Mollusca; Gastropoda; Lepetellida; Haliotidae
Product: synaptotagmin-4-like
Exons: 4
Coding region: 172-1440 (422 amino acids)
Biological process (GO): regulation of dopamine secretion; cellular response to calcium ion; vesicle fusion
Cellular component (GO): membrane; axon; synapse
Molecular function (GO): phosphatidylserine binding; clathrin binding; SNARE binding
Source: RefSeq, a predicted model, not a curated record
UUUCAUAAUUAGUCACUAGUUCCCGACUGUUGCCGCGCACGGCCAAACGACGCCAUCUUGGAAGUUAAGGAAAGAAUAUGGCGUGAAUAUUUCAACAGGCUGAAGCCAUAUUUGCUGUGUGACAUCCCAAUAUUGCAGAGAUUUUUGUGAAUUUCAAUCCCUAUUUACACAAUGCCAGUUCAGCAAGGAGAACACCCUCUUCAACAUUUUUCUAAUGGCGCUAUUACCGGUUUUGUGAUCGGAGCUGUAGGCUUCGUCAUAACAGUGUCGGUGGUGGCCUACAAAUGCUACAGACGCCGCGUCAUGCGCAAUGCCCAGAACAGGCUUUCUUCAGCUAUCAAGAAGGGGCUCCAGGAAAGCAAUUCGGGAAGCAUGAAGAAGAGUGCGCCGGUCAGAGGCAAGGUUAUCAUGAAGUCUAAAGCCACCAGUCCAAUAACUCCUCCAGAUCCAGAAAGAGAUCCUUUUCAAAGAGGAACAACCCCUCCUGGCUUCUCGCCAACUGGUGGUGACCCAAGUUCAAUCAAAACGGAAGUGUACGUGGAGAACGAAAAGGAUGGAGCUACACCCGAAAAAGAAGACGUCAUGCGCGAGCAUCAUUUGGAAGAAAAGACGACCAAACUAGGUUCUCUUCACUUCGCUGUCACCUACGAUGCGCAGAAGACUGCACUGUUGGUCACAAUGAUCAAGGCGGUUGAACUGCCACCACGUGACCCGAGUUUGGGCGGAUGUGACCCCUAUGUAAAGCUGCAGCUACUUCCGGAAAAGAAGCACAAGUGCAAGACCAGGGUUCUGAGGAAGACCUUGAACCCUGUGUAUGACGAGACCUUCACCUUCUAUGGAAUCAACCUUAACCAAAUACCUGGGAUUACCCUCCACUUUGUAGUUCUUAGUUUCGACCGCUUCUCCCGGGAUGACAUUAUCGGGGAGGUGAUAUACCCGCUAGCUGGGGUGGACGUGAGCGAGAAGGAGGUGCCACUUAGCAAGGAGAUCUCUCCACGCCAUCUCAAGUUCCGGAGCCAAGGCCGCGGUGAACUGCUCGUGUCUCUCUGCUACCAGCCAGCCGCCAACAGACUCGGAGUGGUCGUCCUUAAAGCCAGGAACCUCCCCAAGAUGGACAUCACUGGACUCUCAGAUCCAUACGUGAAGAUCUACCUUCUCUACAACGGACAACGGAUAGCCAAGAAGAAAACCCACGUGAAGAAGCGUACACUGAACCCAGUCUUCAACGAAUCCUUCCUUUUCGAUGUGCCCUACAACGAGGGCCUGCAAAACAUCAGCCUGGAGCUGCUGGUACUGGAUUGGGAUCGCAUGACGAAAAACGAAGUCAUUGGUCGCCUCGAAAUUGGAGCCAAACUCGUAGGACAAGAGGCCAAUCAUUGGAACGAGGUCAUGAAUUGCCCACGGAAACAGAUUGCCGAGUGGCAUAAACUGAAGGAAUAGAGACUGGGCCAAUGUGAAAGACGGGAUGAAAGACUGAGAUUUUAUUUGUGAAAGGAAGCGAUUGUGGUUCAUUUAUUAUACGGAUUGGACAAAACCACCUUCAGACAGUGCUAAAUUUUUAAUCGUCUUGACAGAUUCUCUGACAUGCUUUUUGCUGAUCAGCAACAUACGUUUGAUCCAAAUUAUUAUUACAUUUGUAAUGUCGAUUUCAUAUGAAACAUAUGAAAACAUUCUCAAAGGUAUUAUUUAAUUACAAAUCUUUGAACUUUUCUCGGAACAAUAUCUCCGGUUCAGGUGUGGAUGAACAGUUUAGUAACGUGCAUCGGAUCCAUGGCGGACCCGUUUGGGUGGAAUGUCUUGUGAAAAUACAAAAGCAAUUAGUACUUUCAACUCAUAACUAAACACGUUCAACAUCAAUUGUUUUGAUGAAAAAUCAUGUUUAAUUUCACAGUUGUUUACAAACCGUGCUUAUGAAAAUCAGUUUGUGGUCUUGUAGUAACAAGUUAUAUUUCAGAAUUGUGCAAACAAAUUGUAUGAUAUUUUCAUCUAUCGAUUCGUGCUAAUUUAAAUCUGUCAAUUAUAUUUAAUUAUGUUGUUUGUUUUGUUUGCUUGUUGUUUAACGCCGUUCUCAGCAAUAUACCAGCUAUAUGACGGCGGUCUGUAAGUGAUCGAGUCUGGACCAGCUUGUAUUUAAUUAAGCACAACCCCAACAGUAGUAAUACGUAUUAAGGAUAUAUAGUAGCCUUUGUAUAUUUGUCCUUAACGGAACGUCUUUAAACGUACUACUACCAACAAAAUCAAGCAUCUUAAACAAAUUAAACAUGAUUUCUCGAAGUGACUCGUCACUUUUGUUGCAUUUUGGAAAUUUAAACCAAGACAUUUCUGAUAAUGUAAAUAUUUGUUAUGAUUAUGCCUGUACAAUGCUUAAAACGAAUAGGAAUGCUGUUGAAGUGUGGCUGUAUCAAACAGCCCUCAGUCUGACGUGAGUGGAAAUACAGAGUUAGAUGUAGCGUCGCGCCCCUGUUGCGGUGAUCAAUCACAUUAUUCUCACUGGAGGGUGGGGAAUAUGUUGUUCUUAUGAUUAAGCACAUUCGUCACCAGUCGGCCCUUUCCGUCUCUUGCAAGAAGACUCGUCCCCCUGUCAAUCAAUGUCAUUGUCAAGACAAACCAAUCUGAAACGGCGUAUGACUAUGAUGACUUUGGUCAAAUAACCCCUUCUAAAUAUUUUGCUUAAAGGUAUAUGUGCAUCUAGGUGUAUACCAAAAUGACAGAAAAAAUGUUUUACCACACUAAAUAACAAGCGGUUGUCAAUGGCAUCCGUGUUAUAUUUAUUUCCAUGUAAAAUUACAAAGUCGGAUGUGGUACAACAAACUGAGUUUAUGUUUCCCUAUGCCCUUUUGCCCGGAGACGGAACCAAGUGAAUAAAAUGGCCCCGAGAGAGGCACGAGUCUCCUCAGCUUGUCCCGGAACAGCACGAAUGAUCACGAAUGAAGCAAGUGUUGAGCGGGACAUUAAUGUGACAAAAACAUUAUUAAGCAGCCGCUAUAACUAUAUAUGUACUACAAAUGACCAACGCUGUUCCUGCUAGUUGGUCACAGUGGUUCUGAAUGUCAGCUCAGUGUGACAGCAGCAAUCGUAUCCAUCACCCAAGCUCAAGGAACAGGAUAUAUCUGUUACAGCAUUGUAUUCCAACAAGUGACCAUAACAGUACGGUGUCAUGGUUCUUGUAAGGUGGCUCUAUUACAGCUGUGUUGCUCGUCUGUUAACGUUUCCAUGUUCAUACCGCUUACAUAUCGUUGUUAUAGCUCAAUUUGACAACUGGCAGAUGUCACUUGUGUAUAGGCUAUAUAUAUUCGCUGUAGAUAAAGAAACAUGUUGUGAUAUUGUACGUACCUAAGGGCAUAUAUGAUCCUACAAAGUUCAAUCAAACCCAAUACAAGAUAAGAAUUUCUCAUAACCCUUUCCCUUCUCCUCCCUCUCCUCUUCCUCCACCACAUCCGCUCCCCCUUGUUCUCUCUCCCCUCCCAACCCCUUCCCCCACCUGCUGUCCCAUCUAAAGAAACCCUCACAACGUACCAUAUGUCCCCUAUUUAUAACGAGGUGAAAUUUCAAAUUACCCACGUAACAAGGGGAGAUCACUCUGUAGGAUUAUGUCCAGCUGAGAUUUUGAAGAUACCACCAUUCCGAUGUUCUAUGAAUAUAACCACCGGUAUUUGUUGUGAAUAUGUGAUAUUCUGUUGUUUUUACCUGAGACGGAAGUACAUGUUAUUGCUGUUUUUUAACCGUCACUUCAACGUUUACCGGUUUCCGUAUAUAGACUAACAUGUACACUGCGCAUGCGCAAUGAUAUGCCUUUCCAACUCAUGGGUAAAAUAUCAGGUAAUUUAGCGAGGCAGUUGAAUAUUUCAGUCUAUUAAAGUAAAAUGAUUAAAAUUAAACGAUUUUCCAAAAAAAAACCCAAAACAAACCAACACUUAUUGUGCUUCUUGACCGGAAGCACAAACCAAUGUCAUGCUCAUUUAGCAUUGAAGAUGUUUGUCACUUUUUGUAUGAGCUACGAUCCUCGAUGAUUAUUUUGUAAAAUUGUCACGGAUCUACGAAAUCCCACCGUUUGUAUAUACAAAUUACAUGUUGACGUGUUCUGUUCCCAUAGUGAUCGGUCCUAGUUACGGUCAAUGUUCUACGAUUAUUAUUUUCUGUUUAUCCAAGUCUCCCACUACUUCCUUAUAUACCUGCUCUCUAUCAUCCUUAACGAUUGUUCGUGAAACCAUUCACUUGUUGAACUCAAACAGUAUAAUUACCAAUAGAAAAUACGUUUUGCAUAUGCUGUUGUGCACUGUUACCAAAUGUGACGUACACUAGAGAAUAGCCUUUUCGAAGGUGACACUGUUACAGCGUAUCGAAAAUGCACAUGUACUGUAACGCCAUUGUUCUUAUAGACUGAACACUAUAUAAAUAUAUUUUAUCAUAGAAAUAAUUGUACAAGGAUCAGACCUCUUAGUUACUGUACAUGUAUAUGUAAUUAAUUUACCCUCUCCCGGAUUAUAUUUUGUUACCUUUUGUGUAUCUGUCAUUACCACGUAGAAGAAAAACAUAUGUAAAAUCAUGUCAAAAAUAUAAAUAAAAUCUUUGUAUAUAUUAUAUAUUUAUGUAUAUUUUCAAUCGUUGGGAUAUGCCAAAUAAAUUUAAUGUGAAUAUAAGGAAUAGGCUCCAAAUGUAAUACUCUGAUAACACCAAGAGUACAUACUUUAAAUUUCUCGUGGAUAUACAUUAAUUAUUAACUGUUUAUUUGGCAUAUCUCCAUUAGUUAUAGUGACGUCUAUAUGGCUUAUCUAUCGUGCAGAUAUGUUGGAACACUUAGCAUAUUAAAGGGUCAUUAACGAGACAACAACACGUUGGAAGGUAUGUUUUGCCACGGAGGAAAAAUGAUGAUAAUUUUGCGAUCGAGAUCACAUUUGUCAAAUGCGUUAUAUGCUUUGCCUAUAUGAUCAGGGCUCUUGGGAAGAUCAAAGCAUGUUAGCUUCAUUUGUGUAGAAGGAAAUGGUGUUUCUUAAUAUACUCUUUCAUUUCCACAGAGCAAUGCAAUACAAACACAAACAGACUAGCUACCUGCACUGUAGGGGGAGAUUACUGUGGCCAUGCCGUGCCAUGUUUGCUAUCUAACACUCAUUUAGAAUUAUACAGCUGCGUCAUACUAUUGGGUACAUGUACGAAUACUGUUGUCAUGGUGGUAACAUCCAAACUUUGCAAUCUUCAUAAUUUACAAUACUUCUUCUUAGUGUUGUAUUCUUAGCAUGUAUUGUGGAGUUGGAUACUAACAUCCCGAUUUAAAACAUCUAUAAAAGAAGUUGAUCAAACUGGUACACAACUCGAUAUCGUGUCUUAUAUACAGAACAAAAAAUGUUAGGGAUCAUGCAUUUUUUUUAGGGAUAUCAUUUUGUAGUGCACACAGGGUACACAAUUUCAUUAAAAUAUCCAAAAAAUGUUCAUAUUCCCUAAUGUUUUGUUAAAUAUACAUAAAACCCCAACUAUUCGAACUAAAACAUGCCAAUAAUUAUAUUACAUGUUUUAAAACAAAAUUGCCUGAGAACAUCUGGUUGUAAACAUUCUUAGACGAGAGAUGUGACGAUCACAAUGAUAGAUGUCUAUCAACACUUCUAUAUUCCUAUGAAAGAGUUUAUUAGAACCAGGCAUAAUUGUAAAUACUUAUAAUACUGUAAAAGCCACCGACAUUCGUAUCCAACUCCACGCUGAUGUUGAACACUGCAUGGUGUGGUUGUGGUUAUUCAUCACGUUCAGAUAGAUAGCAUCCAUGGUGGACGUCAGCUGACCGUUACACAACUGGUUUGUGGCUACUCCGGAGUUACAUUAGUAUGUCAUCCAGCGGUAACGAUUCCGUGUAAUAAAGAGAGCUAUUCUUGUUGAA